Cimex lectularius (bed bug) is the source of this 1021-nucleotide messenger RNA. RefSeq names its product histone deacetylase complex subunit SAP30 homolog (gene Sap30). Lineage: Eukaryota; Metazoa; Arthropoda; Insecta; Hemiptera; Cimicidae. The coding region runs from base 172 to 699 and encodes 175 amino acids. Gene Ontology annotation, biological process: regulation of DNA-templated transcription. The transcript is spliced from 2 exons. Gene Ontology annotation, molecular function: transcription coregulator activity; protein binding. Gene Ontology annotation, cellular component: histone deacetylase complex. The record is from RefSeq and is a predicted model, not a curated record.
CGUACACUCACCGUGGUUGUUGUUGUUGAUACUCCUUGGCCGACAUUUCGUUCGUGUCGCUUCUGCGGCUCAGGCGCCUAGAAACAUUUGGUCGAAUCGCUGUCCGCACUUUUUACUCUCUCCAGAUUUCAAUCCUAGAGCCGUAGUGAUGUAAAUCCUCCUCCUCUCAGGAUGCACAGAGGAGAACUGCUCAACGGAUUCACCUCCGAGGAGGAUUCGAGGGGGCCGUCCGACCAGACGUGCUCCCUCGUCGAGGAAAAUCACAGAUGCCAUAGAAAGGCAGGCAACGCAUCAUACAGCAAACGAAUCCAGAAAAUUGUAACCCAGAGAAAGCUGAAACUCCAUUUGGACCAAGGCGCAAGGCACAUAUACAUCUGUGACUACCACAAGUCUGUUAUUCAGUCAGCCCGCUCCAAACGGGGCAACAACAAGUACUCCGAUGAUGACUCGGAUGUCGAGCAGAUGGAAAUCGACCUUUCUCAGCUCUCUGUCAACACGUUGAGACGAUACAAGAAACACUUCAACGUCAACACAAAACACGGUCUCAACAAAGCUCAAUUGGCCGACAAGCUCACCCAGCAUUUCAGGACCAUACAGAUCACCGACAAGACGGAAAAGUCCAUUACAAAUCGUUUCAUGUACUUGAUGAGAAUCAACGGGAAUAAGCUUGACCGGAAAAACGGUUCGGACACCACAUAGCAUUUAGAACUCGGCCCCACUCAGCGGUCCGCAGUCAAAAAAUUCAUGAACUGUACAAAAAUUGUUAAGCAUAACUCAUUAUCUUAAGUGGCAACUUAAAAUUCCUUUAAGUUAUCUUUUCAUGAAAUUCGACUGAAAUCUUCCAAUUUUUUUGUUUUUUUAAUUUCUAUUUAUUUUCAUAUUAUAUUUAUGUAAUUAACUUAGAUGUAAAGCAAAUAUUAUUUUUGAACAACAAUUUUUCCUUUAAUAUACACGUCUUAGUCCACUUUAUUCCUUUUGUAAAAUUUAAUAUUUUAAAUACAUCACUAGUGUGUAAUUGCAA